Drosophila obscura is the source of this 2721-nucleotide messenger RNA. RefSeq names its product adhesion G-protein coupled receptor G2. The transcript is spliced from 2 exons. Gene Ontology annotation, molecular function: G protein-coupled receptor activity. Gene Ontology annotation, biological process: cell surface receptor signaling pathway; adenylate cyclase-activating G protein-coupled receptor signaling pathway. NCBI's taxonomy places the organism in Eukaryota, Metazoa, Arthropoda, Insecta, Diptera, Drosophilidae. Bases 110 to 2653 code for a protein of 847 amino acids. The record is from RefSeq and is a predicted model, not a curated record. Gene Ontology annotation, cellular component: membrane.
GCAAUAUUUAGUGCUGUGCGUUUCUCCGUUAGAGUCGGACGUCUUGGUAGUAUUCUCUUAGUACACGUAUAUGUCGGAUCGGAGAAGUGAGAAAAGAUAAAAGCGAUUCAUGCGACUGAGUCAUGCGAAAAUGAAUUCGUUGCGGUGCGUCGUUCUCUUUCUGGCCUUGACCCUCCCAUGGGAGUCGGAGGCUCUCAUAAGAGAUAAUCCCUUAUUCACAAACACUUCAUCCCCCUAUGCUGAUAUCCGCACAUCUUUAAGCUCGCGAGGCAAACGCGAGGAUUCAAACGAAAAAUGUUCGAAGGAGAACAGGGUCUGUCGAUUGGUGAACGGCAGACAGAAGUACCACAACUGCGAUCGGAACAUAAAGCAAUCGGAUUUUGUUCGGCUGCAGUUGCUGUACUGUGAUGCCACAAGCUGCGAGCCGGAAGAGUUCCGGCACGACUAUAUCGUGCGGAACCACGACCAGACACCGCACACGAACCAGUGGAAGCGGGCCAGAGUCGGGGAGAAUGCCACCCUGCACGACGUGUGCAUCCUCAGGAACGGAAUGCCGGUCACGAGGAGGUGUGAGCGAGACGACAACAGGGCCAAGUGGGAGAAAAUAGAUAAGUGGCAGCCCGUCGUGUGCCUGAGACACUUUAGGGAGCGCACGAUCAGCGUGGAGCUGAACAGCCUGCACGACGACAUCCUCGAGGGAAGGCGGCGCGCCAACGAAACCCAGGGUCGGCGCCAGAUGGCGGCCACGAUGAGGAACAUGUUUAGGCAGCCCGACAAGAGUGUCCUGCCCGCCGAUGUGCAUAUGACGGGGCAGGUCCUCGGUGCCCUGAUGGAGCAGGACAAGGAUGCGGCGGUGAGCGCGGACUUGGUCAGUGUGUACAAGGAGAUCAUGUCCACCGACAGCCAGGUGCUGCGUCUCUCCGCCCAGCUGAACUCCACCAACUCUCUGCUCAGCCAGUUCGAGGACUACAUGGACGGUCUAGCCACGCAGCUGGUGUCCAGAGAGCAGUGUGGCAAGGUCGUGCCCCAGGCCCAGGCCGCCAGCGAUGCCGCCGAAGUGGCAGCCACAGGCGUCGAAACUGUCAACUUCUCGGACAUUGGAGUCCAGGCUCUGUUGAGCGGCAACCUCAGUGUGUUCUUUGUCAAUCCGGAGUGCGACAGCAUCACGGGCAUAGCCAUCUACUCCGCCCAGGCCGAGGGCAGGAAAUCGAGCAGCGAGUUCUGGUAUCGCUUCCUGCGCGCCAGCGACAGCUUGGAGAGCCUGAAGCGGGAGUCCGACCUGGAGAUGGCCACCUUCCUGCCCAAUCAGCUGUGGGCCAAGGUGAAGCUGAGCGGAGCCACUUACUUGGUCUUCAAGAUCUAUGCCCACGAUGCCCUCUUUGUGGAGAUGUCGCGGACACGCAGUCGCAGGCCUCGCAGCAAGGUCAUAUCCAUAUCCAUACCAGGACUUUUGAAUCAUAUGCUGCCCGAGAGCCUGCCCUUCCUGCUGCGCAAUGAGAACAUCCGUGAGCCCGAUGCGAGGUCCCUCAGCAAGGGCAGCGGCUGCGGCUACUGGGACUAUGCGACCUGGUCGGAAUACGGCGUCACCACCACCAGCAGCAGCAGCAGCUCGGACCUGCUACGGGAUCCGAUCAUCGUUUGCCAUACGGACCACCUCACCCAGUUCUCGUUCCUGAUCGGCGGCAGCUACCGCACCAACGACCUGGGCGAGGAGGUUCUCAUCACGCCCCUCAACGAGCGGGUGCUGGACAUCAUCUCCAUUGUGGGCUGCUGCCUGUCGCUGAUGGGGGUGAUUGGGAUCUUCCUCACCGCCGCUUUCUUCAAGAGUUGGCGCAGCCAGGCCUCCACCAAGGUGCUGCUCCACCUGUGCCUGGCCAUGACCCUCGAAAUGGUUCUCUUUGUCUUCCUCAAUACGGACGACGUAUCCGAACAGCUGGUGGCCAACGGAGACACCGCACGCUGCGUGGCCUUGGGGGCCAGCCUGCAGUACUCCAUUCUGGUGCUCUUCUGCUGGAUGCUCAUAAUCGCCUUCCUGCAGUUCCAGCGCUACGUCACGGUGAUUGGCAUCGAGCGGCCCAGCCACUACAUUCUGAAGGCGGCGCUGGUGGCCUGGUCCCUGCCCCUGCUGCCCACCUUGCUGGUGGCUUUCAUAGACCCGGACUGCUACCUGCCCUCGUCCAGUCAGCUGGCAACCGACACUGGGAUCUGCUACCCAUCGGGCCACGGCCUCAUCUUCGGCCUGGUGCUGCCCGUCACCCUGGUUACUGUGGCCAAUCUGGUGAUCUUUGUGUAUGUCUUCUACAGCAUCUCGCACUCGCUCAGCCAGAGCGUCCACAAGUCCGAGCGGAAGAUGGUCGUCAAGCAGAUCCGGCUCUCCAUUCUGCUGUUCUUCCUGCUUGGGCUCUCCUGGAUCUUCGGUAUCUUCGCCUUCAUGCAGGCGGGCGUGGCCUUCUCGUAUCUGUUCUGCAUCACGGCCACCAUGCAGGGAUUCGUGCUGUUCGUCUACUUUGUGCUCUUCGAUGCAGCCGCUCGACGCGCUUGGAUGGGUCUCUUCUGCCCCACCAAAAUGUCGCUGGACGUGCAAAAGCGCACAACCGAGCUGCAGUCGAUGACCACCUCAUCCACCAACUACUCGCACAGAUCGCAUCAUUAGUUUUAUCCACAGAUAUCGCCCAGUCAGUCCAGCCAGUUUUUGUCAGCCACCCCACGAACAAAUUGUAC